GUAAUUCCUGGGAUCUCUGGGCUCCACGCUUAAGUUCUCUGCUGAUUUCUGAACGCUGCUGUUCACGGAUGAAACGCUGAGACUCAGGUGACCAUGAUGCAUUUCACCUGCUCUCUGUGGGCGUGUCUGUGCUCGCUGUCUAUCACCACUGUUCACGCAGCAACCUUCAAGCUGGCCCUGAUUGGUCCCUGGUCAUGUGACCCCAUGUUUUCGCGGGCAAUGCCGUCGGCGGCUGCUAACCUAGCCUUGUCUCGGUUACGGGGUGACGCAGAUCUGAGCAGAGGAUUCUGGUACGACGUGAAACUGCUGAACGAGGACUGCUCCGCAUCCAAAGCUCUGACUGAACUAGGAGAGAUGGAGGGAUAUGGCCACGCCUACAUUGGCCCCUUUAGCCCCGCCCUCUGUCAUGCUGCUUCUCUAAUGGCUCAGCAUUGGGACGCAGGACUUGCAUCUCCAGGCUGUCUGGAUCCUGUUUGGCUGAACCUUCCUCCAAUCACCCCCCCCAGCAAAGUCUUGUUCACGGUUCUCAGGUUCUUUCGCUGGGCGCAUGUUGCUGUGGUUUCAGCCCCCACUGACCUCUGGGAGAGCACUGCUCAGGAGGUGGCCUCCUCCCUUCGUGCUAUGGGACUGCCGAUUGGUCCUGUGGUUUCCAUGGAGACCAACAGCAAGGAGGGGGCCAAGGAAGCACUGUAUCAGAUCAAGAUGGCUGAUAAAGUCAACGUGGUCAUCAUGUGCAUGAGCUCCGUCCUGAUUGGUGGAGAGCAUCAGAGGGAGCUCCUCCUGACCGCUCUGGAGAUGGGGAUGAUCUCUGAUGGUUAUGUCUUCAUUCCCUACGACGCUCUGCUCUACGCUAUGCCCUAUCAGGACAUGACCUUCCACCAGCUGACCAACAGCACGCAGCUGCGCCACGCCUACAGCGCCGUCCUGACCGUGACCAUGGAGUCGGAUCAGAACUUCUACCAAGCCUUUCGUGAGGCUCAGAUGAGGAGAGAAAUCCGCUCCGCCAUCGCUGCCACAGAGGUGUCUCCAGUGUUCGGGACCAUCUACAACAUGGUUUACUUUGUGGCUAAGGCCGUGGAAGAGCGCCGUGUGGCGGGCGGCGGUCACUGGGUGACGGGCAGUCAGCUUUUACAGUCAGAUGGAGGUUUUGAUUUCCAAGGUUUCAACCAGGUGCUGUAUGGAGGUAAAGGUGGGCGUGGCCUUCAGGCCCGGUAUGUGGUGCUGGACAGUGAAGGCGACCGCCUUGUUCCUACUCACUCUCUGGCUCCGACCCACACCGAUGGGACGGUGGGAGGUCUGAGGCCUCUGGGCCGAUCCUUUUUCUUUCCUGGAGGAAAACCUUCCAAAUCCAGUUUCUGCUGGUUCAGUCCAGAGGAGGCCUGCAGUGGAGGUCUGGAUGCCGUCACCCUCUUCUUCAUCUUACUGCUGCUGUGUGCUGUGAUUGCAGCGUCCUUCUUUUGGAUCAGGAAGUACAAGAGAUCAGCAAAGCUGGCUAAACUGAUCCUGACUUUGGAUGACAUAGUCUUCAUCGACACUCAAGUCAGCAGGAAG
This is a messenger RNA of Oryzias melastigma (Indian medaka), 1551 nucleotides long. Its product is annotated as retinal guanylyl cyclase 2-like. NCBI's taxonomy places the organism in Eukaryota, Metazoa, Chordata, Actinopteri, Beloniformes, Adrianichthyidae. Gene Ontology annotation, biological process: cGMP biosynthetic process; intracellular signal transduction; protein phosphorylation. The record is from RefSeq and is a predicted model, not a curated record. Gene Ontology annotation, molecular function: protein kinase activity; guanylate cyclase activity; ATP binding.